AUGGCGGAGUCUUCUCGACGGAUCCAUCCGUUGUCUGAUGAUGUUCGUGCUCAGCUAUCGUCUUCCAUCGAGAUUACCUCCCACGAACAGGUCAUGACGGGACUUCUGGAAAAUGCCCUCGAUGCAAACGCAAGAUUUAUCGCGAUUUACCUGAAUCUCGCAAGAGGCUACUUCUCAGUACUGGACGAUGGCAUGGGCAUCCGAAAGGUCGAAUUCUCUCAGAGUGGCUACUUGGGGCAAAUAAACUGUCAGUCGAUGAGUUCUGGUCAGAGCACCGAGCAAGACGCAUUUACUAAUCAACUACUAGGCACCUCCAAGUCAGAAUCUUCAGUUGAUAGCUAUGGUCGGUUCGGCCGCUUCCUGUCCUACCUGUCUGUUAUAGCACUUCUUUCGAUAACGUCACGCCACAAAUCCGAAACUCGUGCCAGCAGACUCAUACUCCGUCGCGGCCAGGUCGUCCACCGAAAUCUGAGCCUUGAUGAGUCUGGCAUUGAUAUCGGCCGAUCUGGCACCAAGAUUGAGGUUCAUAAUCUCUUUGGGGAUAUUCCAGUUAGAUCAAAACAUAUGUACGCUCGCUUCUCUUCGACAGCGGAGAUUGAGAGGACUUUUGACCUUUUACGGAGGGUUCUCACCGGUUAUCUACUUGCCUACUCAGGUCAGAUAGAUCUAUCCUGCAUUCUUAGCGGAACUUCACGAAAACUAGUUCACCGAAGACCAAAUCCCUUGGCGUUUCCAACCCAAGUUACACUCGAAAUGGUAACAUCCGUACUUUCACAGACCAAAUCCGGGUCAGCUGUCGAAUCCAAGAGCUGGAGAUUUGCUUCUGUUCGCACAGCCAAAUAUUUCAUCAGCGCCGCAAUAUCGGUGGAACCAGCACCAUCUCCGUACCACCAAUACCUCUCGCUUGGAAACAUUCCUGUCCAUGCACGCGGGGAUCAUAAUUUGCUCCUCAGGACCAUUAACGACCAGUUCCAAAGGUCGAAUUUCGGAAAGGAUUUCAACGUGCCACGCUCUGAAAGCACUGAAACCAUGCUGCAGAGAAUGAUCACCGAAAAUCCAGGACCUCUUAACACAACCAAAAGUGUUGACCGCUGGCCGAUGUUCUAUAUUCGCGUCGAUGGCUUACCUAAUCACGAGGCAAGAGAGCUUUCACAAGAUACUACCUCCUUCACUAUCAACAAUGUCAACAAUUCCAUCACCCGAGCCCUGGACUCAUUAGUUUCUCAUUUCCUCGAUGCGGAGCACUUGAAGCCAGCCUCAAUGACGACAAGGCCCCAGAAACUUGGUCGGAGCCAUCAGAGCUAUGGUCCAAAUAUAAAUCUGCCUGCAUUGAUGAGAAGAAGUGAACUCGCAAAUUUGGAUACUACUUCACAAAUUAGUCAGUGGCAUCGUAUCAAGAGCGGACGCUCGAAGCCAGAAGAUAUCGACUAUGGAUUGCCUUUUGCCAAGUCAACUAGAAACCACCACACCCAGACCGACCUAGCCAGAGAUAGUCAACUACUUUAUGACAACUUGAGCUCUGACGAAAUCGACCUUGAUAUUCCGAUCUCCGAAGAAUCUCUGUCUACGUCAGACAAAGGAAGCACUUCUGACCUUGGCUCCCAUACCGCAGUUGAAAGAGAUUUUCUUGGAGAGAGCAGUGUUUGGACCAACCCUCGUGACGGCCGCACCGUUCAUGUUGACUCCCGAACGGGUGCAACGAUCUCGGCAAGUCACCAGCAACUCAAUGCCACGAUGCCGCUCAAUUCGCAAGUUGUUCGUUCGACCAAGAAAUACCAGACACAUACACUUGGCUUGCAUCACCCAGACAAAUCAACACUCGCCCAACCCCAUGCUGACCGUGCUCGAAAUCUUAAGCCUUACGGCGAAGGCCAAGUUCUUCGGCGGGAGGCCCCCAUCGCUACGAUUGGAACAGGCGGGCCCCUGACUUUGGAUGAGACAGGAUCUCCUUAUUUAUUUCAGGAGAGAAAUCAAGUGUCCAAGGAAGACCUGGCUCAAGCAAAAGUGCUUGGACAAGUGGACAGGAAAUUUAUCCUUAUCACCUUGAAUAACCUGGUUAUCCUUAUUGACCAGCAUGCAGCUGAUGAAAGGGUCAAGCUGGAGCACUUAUGCCAAGAGUUAUGCAUUGGAAAUCCCAGCGACCUUGAACGACCUCUUGUCUUCGAGAUUGAAGAAGAUGAAACGGCCCUCUUCAAAAUGUGGCAGGGAUAUUUUCACAAAUGGCAAAUCAAGUAUGAAGUGCAGGACGUCAGAUCAAAACAACGGCUUCAGGAUCAGGUGCUGAGACAGGGAUUUUUUUCAAUCAGAGUGGACGCCCUUCCAAAGCUUAUAGCAGAGCGUUGCCGAGCUGAGCCCAGAUUGCUCAUUGAGCUUCUACGGAAUGAGUUAUUCUCCAAUCGGGCUCAGAGCAAGCUGGAGACAUGUUCACAGACAGACUCAAGGCUAGAGUCACGGCGAUCGUGGCUGUCCAUUGCUGCCUCCUGUCCCGUGGGUGUUCUCGAAUUGCUGAAGUCGCGGUCCUGUCGAACUGCGAUUAUGUUUAACGACAUUUUGGAUGUGGACGAAUGUGAAGAGCUUGUCAAACGCCUAUCCAAGUGCGAUCUUCCCUUUCAGUGCGCCCACGGACGACCCACUCUCACCGUGCUGACGGAUGUUGGACUGCUGGGUCAACAUCCUGAGAAUAGAGCCGCUGGAGCAGAGGCGGAAGCGCUCGGAUAUAGAACGCUUGGGUUUGGGGCGGCAUGGCAAAAAUGGAUCUCGAGAUCCUAA
Exophiala aquamarina CBS 119918 is the source of this 2769-nucleotide messenger RNA. RefSeq lists its product as uncharacterized. Bases 1 to 2769 code for a protein of 922 amino acids. The transcript has a single exon. Gene Ontology annotation, cellular component: mismatch repair complex. Lineage: Eukaryota; Fungi; Ascomycota; Eurotiomycetes; Chaetothyriales; Herpotrichiellaceae. The record is from RefSeq and is a predicted model, not a curated record. Gene Ontology annotation, biological process: mismatch repair. Gene Ontology annotation, molecular function: ATP hydrolysis activity; ATP binding; ATP-dependent DNA damage sensor activity.